Messenger RNA from Porites evermanni, 27796 nucleotides. Lineage: Eukaryota; Metazoa; Cnidaria; Anthozoa; Scleractinia; Poritidae. The record is from the annotation of a GenBank genome assembly.
AUGCAUGUAACAUCACCAAAAGUGACAAGAGUACUUGUAAGUGAAAUUGGGCAGACAGAUCCUUUUCAAACAGAAAAGUACUCAAAUCAAGGUCCAUCACUGCCUCUUGUUGGGUAUGAAAGAUUACUGAAUGAGAUGAGUACAGCAAACACAGGAACACCUGUUAUCUCUUCUCCACAUCUCAGUGCUGAAGCAGCAGUUGGCAAAACAUCAGUUCACAAUACCAGUAUAGCAACUGGUUUGCUCUCAGACAAAAAGUUGACAGAGAUAAAGGAAAAUGCCACCAGGAUACUGGAGUCCUGUGAUGGAAAAUGUCUUGAGCUUCAGCAGUUUAAAAAAGUAUAUAGGGACACUUUUGGUAAGAGAUUUUUGACACCAAAAAAGCUGGAGAAGGUCAAGUCAGCAUUAGAUGAUGUGAUUUUCCUAGAACAAGUUGGAAAGAAAAUAAACAUAAAACUGAGAAAUCAGGCAGAGAAGAGGUCAGAUUCAGCAGAGUCUUCGCAGAGUGUGUCAGAUAACUUAAAUGAGUCUGCCGCAGCUGUUGAAAAUGAGCCAUCCUUAGGAGACACUACAUUGGUUUUAACACCACAGAAACCUGCACUGUCACCUAUUUCUGCUGCUGCAUGUAAAGUGUCGAAUCUGCUUCCAUUGCCACUGCCAACUCAACUGAAUGGUAAACUGCAAAAUAAUACUAGGUUUAAUAAUACACUUAAUUUAUUUGACUUUAACUGGAGCCACUUUGUAAGUUGACAAGUUUCAAGUCUCUGUUGUUGCUGAAAAGUGAAAUUUAGGCUCAGAUGAUUUAAUUCCACCUAGUCAAAGUUUCCUUUGAUUCCUAACUAUAUUCCUAGUUAUUCUUGAUCACGAAUAAUAAGGACCAAGAGAUUCAUUUUGAACUGAGGAUAAUAAAGGUGCUAUAUCUAAAUAGAGGAAAUGCCCAACAUUAACAAAAUUAAUUUGCAUUGGGUCUAGAAUGUUAAAAAGGUCAAAAUUCAAGUUCAUGUAUUUUAUUUUUGACAUGGAUAUGAAAGUGUUUGAGUAUGCAUGGUAUUUGUUUUAUAUCGGAACCACUCUAAAAGAAAUUUAAUUUCACCACUCAAGUACAAUUUUUAAAUUGUUUAGAAAUGAUUAUCGUUAAUCAGGAGACUAAGUAUUCACCAGAAAGGGACAGCUUUGUGCAGUCAAUUGUAACAACUGAAAAGCGUAACAUUGUUUAUCAUAAACAACAUCAAUACCAGUCCUAACAAGAGAAUUCAUCUUUUAUUUUUAUUAUAAAUUAUUUUUCAACUUCUUUAGGAACAGCAAGUUUUAUUGAAAGAGUACCACCAAUUGUUAUAGGGGCAACAGCAAAGCCAGUUCCUUCUCUCCUUGAAAUUAUGGAUCAGCAGCAGACAUUCUUAUUCCUUUUUGUUUAUCCAUCCACAGCUGAUUGGGUGUUUGGGGGUCUCAGCUCAGUAAAAUUCGUCUCCACUGCUGGACAUUUGGCAGCUCAAGCGUUAUGUAGGCCCGGGCGGGGGACUGUGCGCAGUUGGAUUUGACUAGGUUAAAAAAUAAGUUAGGAAUUGCCACGAACAGAAGUGCGAUUUACCUUAACCUCCCUCUCUGGGGGAAGUUCAUCUUCACUGUCCGUCAUUUUCCUACAACUUCACUGUUAGAAAAGACCACAGAAAAGACGAAUUGAUGAAUUUACACGGGCAGCGCACUUGGUCUGUCCGCCAUUUUAGAUAUCGCAAAGAGCGAUGGGUGUAUUGGGAUGAUGGGAGACUAGGAACAAGGAAAUUGGAACGCCUGGUCAAAAUCUUACUUCUCGGAAAUCAAACUGGGCUCAAAAUAGAAUUCUUGGAAGAGGUCAAAACAAGAGAUGUGACAGAAGUCAAGGUUGUCAUUGGUUAAGCAUUGGGCAACGCGGAAAUAGCCAUUGCAUUUAUUGAUAUAAAUUAUGACACAGUCUGUAAAUGCGGCCAUGUUCUUGCCGGUAUUGUUUGACAAUGUUCGCUUAUGAUUUGUCAGCUUUUACUCAAGCUGACUCAAGCGACAUGACCAUGGAUGGCGGAAAUGUUUUCUUAUUAUACACAGUUGAAUUAACAUAGACUUUGAGUAUCUUAAAACAAUACUCAAUUUGAAAGCCCUUCGCUCGAGUGUUUUCAAUAAUGGAAAGUGGUUCUUCUUCCCGGCUCUCAACCAAGAAGUUAACAGAGCUGAAUGAACAGGUCACCAGGAUACUCAAGUCCUGCGAGGGACAAUGGCUGGAGCUCCAUUUAUUUAAACAGGUUUACAAGAAAACUUUUGGGAAGAACUUUGACGCACACUACAGGCAGCUGAAAUCAAAAAAGCUUAAAGAUGUCAUGAAAUGCCUAGAUUCUGUUACUGUACUGGAACAAUCAGAUAUAAUUAAGAUAAUGCUGAAAGAUAAGGUGGAGGAUAGCUCGAUGUCACCAGGACAUGUAACUUCAGUUUCAAGUACAGAUAUUGCAGAACAAAGUAUUUCAUCAGUUUACACAACUCAUAGCCCUCCCCUGUCACCUUUUCCCUCAGCAUCAUUUCAAGGUCAGUACAGUACUGAACUAUAUUAAUUCAUGCAUACUUAUCUAAAGUUAUUUUAAACCCUGUGGCUAUAUGCCAGGCAGCCAGGGUCUUAAAAAUACUGAAGCCUCUAUCAGUGGCAGAUCCAGGGGAGGGGCUUGGGGGGCCUGUUGAAAAUGAGCCAUCCUUAGGAGACACUAUAUUGGUUUUAACACCACAGAAACCUGCACUGUCAUCUAUUUCUGCUGCUGCAUGUAAAGUGUCAAAUCUGCUUCCAUUGCCACUGCCAACUCAACUGAAUGGUAAACUGCAAAAUGAUACUAGGUUUAAUAAUACACUUAAUUUAUUUGACUUUAACUGGAGCCACUUUGUAAGUUGACAAGUUUCAAGUCUCUGUUGUUGCUCAAAGUGAAAUUUGGGCUCAAAUGAUUUAAUUCCACCUAGCCUUACUUUGAAUUCAUUCUCAGUUUUCUUUGAUUCCUAACUAUAUUCCUAGUUAUUCUUGAUCAAGAAUAAUAAGGACCAAGAGAUUCAUUUUGAACUGAGGAUAAUAAAGGUGCUAUAUCUAAAUAGAGGAAAUGCCCAACAUUAACAAAAUUAAUUUACAUUGGGUCUAGAAUGUUAAAAAGGUCAAAAUUCAAGUUCAUGUAUUUUAUUUUUGACAUGGAUAUGAAAGUGUUUGAGUAUGGAUGGUAUUUGUUUUAUAUUGGAACCACUCUAAAAGAAAUUUAAUUUCACCGCUCAAGUACAAUUUUUAAAUCUAGAAAUGAUUAUCGUCAAUCAGGAGACUGAGUAUUCACCAGAAAGGGACAGUUUUGUGCAGUCAAUUGUAACAACUGAAAAGCGUAACAUUGUUUAUCAUAAACAACAUCAAUACUAGUCCUUACAAGAGAAUUCACCUAUUAUUUUUAUUAUAAAUUAUUUUUCAACUUCUUUAGGAACAGCAAGUUUUAUUGAAAGAGUACCACCAAUUGUUAUAGGGGCAACAGCAAAGCCAGUUCCUUCUCUCCUUGAAAUUAUGGAUCAGCAGCAGAGAGAAAUUUCUACAAACGAAGGCCUAGAUGUGCCUCCUAUCGGAUAUGAAAGGUUACUUAAUGAGAAGAGCACACAAAGAAAAGGAACACCAGUUCUCCCCUCUCCACAGCCCAAUCCUUCAAGGGUUAGGAAGGUCGGCACACCUGGUCCUUUUGAAAAGUCAAUUAACCACGCCCAGCAGAUAACUGGUACAAUUACGCCAAAAACUAGUAGGACUGACUGUUCUCUUCAAGAAGUUAACAAAGCAGCAGAGGAUAUCAUUACCUCUUUGUCAGAAGAGGGUAGAUUUGUUUCCCUUGAGGAGGUAAAAGCCAGACUCUGCAAGGAAUUUGGAAAGUCGAAUUUCAGAGCAUUUGGAUUUCGAAAAGACAAUGCUAUUCCUGCCCUUCAUGAACUUAUCCAAUUGCAAGCUAAAGUGAGUAACUGCUCAAAUUCGUUCCCAGGGUUCUAGUAGUAGGAGAGCAAGAGACCCAUGGGAAUGAGGUUAACAACUGCAUGCUAGAGAGGUGCACGUUAUAAACAGUUGUGCAUUUGGGAAAAACACCUAUUCAUGAAAGAUUGUGCCCAUACCUGGGAACACAGUGGUUGAUUUGAGAAGAAGUGAUAGAUUAAGCAAUGCAUGUUGUGGAAAAUUUAACCCUGCAUAAAUUACUCGCCUUAAAGCCAACUACAGUUAGACAUGGUCUUAUUUCCAUAAGUGGNUUAUUUUUAUUAUAAAUUAUUUUUCAACUUCUUUAGGAACAGCAAGUUUUAUUGAAAGAGUACCACCAAUUGUUAUAGGGGCAACAGCAAAGCCAGUUCCUUCUCUCCUUGAAAUUAUGGAUCAGCAGCAGAGAGAAAUUUCUACAAACGAAGGCCUAGAUGUGCCUCCUAUCGGAUAUGAAAGGUUACUUAAUGAGAAGAGCACACAAAGAAAAGGAACACCAGUUCUCCCCUCUCCACAGCCCAAUCCUUCAAGGGUUAGGAAGGUCGGCACACCUGGUCCUUUUGAAAAGUCAAUUAACCACGCCCAGCAGAUAACUGGUACAAUUACGCCAAAAACUAGUAGGACUGACUGUUCUCUUCAAGAAGUUAACAAAGCAGCAGAGGAUAUCAUUACCUCUUUGUCAGAAGAGGGUAAAUUUGUUUCCCUUGAGGAGGUAAAAGCCAGACUCUGCAAGGAAUUUGGAAAGUCGAAUUUCAGAGCAUUUGGAUUUCGAAAAGACAAUGCUAUUCCUGCCCUUCAUGAACUUAUCCAAUUGCAAGCUAAAGUGAGUAACUGCUCAAAUUCGUUCCCAGGGUUCUAGUAGUAGGAGAGCAAGAGACCCAUGGGAAUGAGGUUAACAACUGCAUGCUAGAGAGGUGCACGUUAUAAACAGUUGUGCAUUUGGGAAAAACACCUAUUCAUGAAAGAUUGUGCCCAUACCUGGGAACACAGUGGUUGAUUUGAGAAGAAGUGAUAGAUUAAGCAAUGCAUGUUGUGGAAAAUUUAACCCUGCAUAAAUUACUCGCCUUAAAGCCAACUACAGUUAGACAUGGUCUUAUUUCCAUAAGUGGUAAAUAUCAGUAGCUUGAAAUAGUUGACUAACAAACCUGAGGCCGACUGUAACUUUGAUAGCCACAUACUCAGUUAACUUGAACUUCCUUUUUUUAACUAAGGUAAGCUUGUUUGUUCAUGCCUACGUGAUGACAAACAGUAUCUGCACACUUCACGAACUGAACCAGAGCCUUGCAGACUUAGGAUCCAAGUCAGACUUUGAUGAACUAAAGUUGGGCCCCCUGUUACAGCAGCCUGUGGUGUAUGACAUGUUCAAGCCUCCAUCAGACCUUCCAUCUUUGCCUAACAUAACAACCAUUCAGAUCCUAAAACAUUUGGAGAAGUACAUGACUCAAGAGGAUUUGUGGCGCAAGAAAGUGGAUUUGAAACUUUUUCUUGAUUAUCUAUGUGAACAGUAUGACUGUGAUACUCCAUAUGAACUCGGGGUCCGAAUACAGAGUGUUGGAUUGGCAAUUUCGGUAUGUUAAGACCGUAAUUUAUCAAACCAACUCAAAACAUACUGCUUAAUUUAUUUAAUAUCACAUAGCAAAACCAAGAAGCAAGUCGAAAAUGCCACGCGUAAUGGAGUUUUUUUUUUGCCUCUUGUAGCUUUUUGUUUUUAGAAAAGGAACUUUUUCAUAGAAAACUGUCGGGUUUACAGUUUUUUCUCAAUUGAUCAGGUCCUGUCAGUUUAAGCCAUAGCGCGUAAAUAAAAACGUUUAUAUGUACUCACAUACUAAGCGUUCUGUAGGCAAGUAGUCGUUACUUUUUAGAGAAUUCAACAAGAAAAAUUAAAAGUAACGUUAUUCGACGUUUCCGAUGUGUUCAAACACUUGAACACUUAACGUUUUUUCAGUCUUGAUAAUGAUGUUGGAUACAUCGAAACGUCGAAUAACGUUACUUUUAAUUUUCGUAUUUGUAAUAGAUGUUAAAAUUGCUACAUAGUGGUUUUGCUUCUUUUGCUGAUAGGUGAUAAAAAGUGCCAAAAAAAGUGAGAGCGAAAGAUGGAAGACUAUCAGAGAAGAGGUCUUACUGGAAAUGGAUAAGGAGAUCAAGAGAAACAUGCGAAAAAUCCAAAAGGAUCUUUUAGGACAGGAACUUGGUGAUCUGAGGAGCUGUGUGAUGAAAUUUCUUGAUGUGUCUCCUGUUGACGCCCUUAAUGAGAUAUUUCAAUGCUCCAUGCAACUAUUUUCAAUCAAACACCAGAAAAAAAUUUCAGAAUUCUUAACCACCAUCACAAAAGAUUCCUUGGGAAGGCAGUUAUUUCAGCUGGCUCUUGCUAUGAGCUGCAAGCAUCUCCUUGGUGAUACUUUUGAACAACUAGUGGCAAAUGAAGUACAGAAACAAGUCGCCAGCGCUGUGGUUGAAUGCCUCAAUGAACCACCCACCCCUCCCAGUGAAGGUUUGUUGAAUUGAACCUUGAUCAUUAUGAAGCAAAGAACUCGUAGCACCCAAAAACUGGCAAAACUUUGAAUGUUAUAGGUGAAGAAUUAUUGUGCUGUGAAUCGGCUUUUGCCUCGUUACGUAUAAGAAGCGCACUUCUUGUAGAUUUUAGAUUGUUAAGUUGUAGUUAAAGUUAACCUAUUGAAUCUAAACAGUUGCGAUAUAAUUUAAAUAGGCUCUAUUUGGUAAUGUUUUUAGUACAGUCUAAUCUCAGUAUUAUUUCAGUAAUGGUCCAGAUAAGAAGGCAAAAGCCAAAACGCAAUGAGCACUUCGGAAUGCAAAAAGGUGGUAACUUUACUCACUGUCUCUACAAUGGUUCUGAUUGGUUUAAACAACAAAUUUUACGAAAUCUUCGCAAAGCAGCAUGUUUAGUAAUCCCUUUUUUUCUAUUUAACUUCUUUCUAACAAAAUCUCGUCUAAGUCUAAGUAGCACAGAAAUCCUAUGUGCGGAACAUGUAAAAUUGCAAACUUUUCUUGGCUGUUGUUUCUAACUCUUAUGAUUGGUCGAAAUCUUUUAACACAAAAAACACCCACAAAAGUGGAGUUUAAAUACAUUUUAUUUUGUAAACUGCCUUUUGGUAGGUUUAUGCAUUUUCUGCGUAAAAAUGGAAAACAUUUCUAUGUGAGGAAAGCGUGUUGCGCCACAACAAAAAGAAUUGCUUUCCUUCUCACCCGAAUAGGAUUUUAGGACUGGUAUGAAGGUUUGGUAUCUGUUGUAUUGAAUGUGAAAUUUUUCUUGUCAUAGCUGAGUUUAUCUUUUUACCUAGUCAUUAAUCUAUUUCUUUACCCUCUUUUUUACUGUAAUGAAACAAUGCACUCAAUUGUUCUUCUUUACUCUACGUAAAGUGUAAUUUGAUUUGCUGUAUGCUUACUUCCACUCUUCUUUAUAAGCCAUAGUUAAUUUUAAAGAUACAUUCCAGGGCCAUAGCUAGGGGUCAUUAUCGCGAGUGCCGAAGGGACGAACCUUGUAGAGGGGUUCUAGGAGUAUCCUCCCUCAGAAAAUUUUCAAAUUUGGAGGCUCAGAAACGCUAUUUUCGGCACUUGUCAUGAGAUGUCACCGAAAAAUCGACCUCGAAUAUGAAAAUGGCAAACAAUUGAGAGUCACUAUAAUGAAAAUAACUUUGUUCUAAGAAAAACGAAUCCAUCCACAGACUUGAUUUGUCUGGCUCAACAGGUCCGGGGGGUGGGGCAGCUGCCCCCCUUACCCCCCGCUAGCUACGGCUCCGCAUUCGCUUGAUAGUGAAUAUAAGAUGAUACCAUGAGGUCGACUUUUAACGCUCUUAAUUACCUCUUUCUGUUUCACUAAAUCAUUGUAGAUCAGAAGUCAAUUUUUAGUUAAUUUUUUUCGGUACCUUUCAUUUUCUUUAUCUCCCUGCCUCCUAGAUUACUUCACUACCUGCCACGCCAGGUCAACGUACCUCAAACUAUACCUCUCCAAUGGGCUAAGUAAGCCAAAAAGAAUGUUUCUUUGUGUUGGACAUUUGUGGGACCAUGUUCGAAAUAGAGAUGUCUAACUGAAGGGCUGAAAAUGAUGUUCAUUUUUAUUUAUUUAUUUUUUUUUUGAAAAAGGCGAAGUCGUUGAAGAAGUAAAACAGUGGCUGGCUAAAGCUGAUCACUUGGACCUUACGAGACUGGCACGUAUUGAAGGAAAUGUUGUCAACAAAUUUCCAGAAUUUAACAGCUUCGAGGAGCUUGGUUAUGGUUCUUUUCUGAAAUUCUUAUCAUCACAUAAGGAGCUUCAAGAGGCCACUGAGCAAGUUAGUGGGUUUGGUCGAUCGGAAAGAAAAGGAACAAUGUUUGGCCAUCCAGUGUCGCUUCACAGUGUUUUAGAUUUUGUAUCUCAGUUUGGAACCCAAACUUCACAUGUAAGUUAUUAUUUUCGAGAGAUUUGUGUUUACAUUUAACCUAGUAAGAUUUUGACUAAGUAAUAUGCGCAAUAUUAUUAAAGAUGCAUAGGGGGAUGGAAAAAGGUUGUGAAUAGGUGAUAUAGUGCUCUGUGUUGAUCAGAUUUGCGUGAGGCAGCGGGAUGAACAGAAAUCAUUGUAUGGCGUCAUUAAACUGUCUUAACUGAAAAUCUUAUAUUGUAAUGUUAUGGUUACGUUGUACAUGAAUUACUUCUCGUGGGAUUUUCAAACAUCCCAACAUGAAUUUAAAACAAUUCUCAUGCAAAGUUUGAAGGGAGAGGGAGUAAUGGAACGUAUCAUGGGACAAUAAAGCUUGGAUCUUUUUUGUUUUAUCCAAUCAAAACUGGAAAAUCUUAAAAGACUUAGACACGAUAAGUAAAAUACCCAAUAACAAGGAUUAGCACUGUUGGUUAGGGCGUGGCCUUCUGUACGGAUGGCUUCUUUUCGUGUAGCUUCAAGUAGCUUUAAUGAGCGCACCGUUGACGUAUGGUCUGUCAGGGGACUGUUACGAGUUACCGACAUAUAAAAAAUUUGGAGCAGUACUUUUUUUUUUACCUUUUGCCUUUUAACCUCAACGUGUCAAAAAUAGCUCCUCUAUCAAUUUUUAGCACUGAGUAGCAUAAUUUGUGAUCUGGGCAGUUUUUCUUUUAUGUUUUUAUUUUCCUGAUUUUUUUUUAGGAGAUCAUCGAAAGGAGUCUUUGCACUUACUACGGUAUGAACAAAGUAACAGAUCUUGAGUUGGGCUCCUUCUCAAACAUUCUGAAAAAAACUAAAGAUCGAAAGAAGGAUUUGCCGCGAUCAGCCACUCCAUUAGUGGUAUAUGAAGCACCCUAUAUAUGUCAAGACUCUGGUGCUAGCGCUGGUACAGAGGAACAUAACAGCAGUGUUCUUGGUUAUAUGAGCAAAGAAGACGCAAUAGCUGCAAUUAGAAGCACUCCGCUGUUGGAAGAUGUGGCGCUGUGGACUCACUGGGACGAAGUGUAUGGCGGUGAUGUGUCCAAACUUGGUGACUUAAAGUCAUUUUUGGAAAAUGAAGAAAUCCUUAUAAACGCUGGCAAGUCAUCCACGGGUCUCGUCCAUGGGUCAGCUCUUGCUGUGAUGGAAAGUUCACCAGGAGUACUGUUACGUGUAACUACCAAGACAUCUACUGACAUCUUCAGAGACUGCGCAAGUCGUGGUGAUCCAGUUGGAGCCGCUGGUCAUCUGGUUUCUAUGGUGAUGAUGAAUGGUGGUGUUGCUAACACUCCUGUUGCGCUCUUGUCAAAUCACGUGCAAUCUGCACUAGCAGCAAUGACGUCCCAUGAUCGCUGCUGUGAUUUUGUUCUCCGGUGUUUAGUGCGCAUGCCUCGCAGACUAGCACAGGCUGUUGGAAUGAAGGUGAGGCAAUAUACAUUUAGUAUUUAUUACUAACUUUAGCAACAUAAUAUUAUUUAAGUAAGUGGAUAAAGAAAGCAGGGGUAAUUAAAAAGCGUGUCUUAACAUAUUUGCUUAUGGGGAUCUAAAAAAUAUUUACAAGACAUCGUGUUGUUUCUUGAUUCAUUUUAGUUCUAGCUGGAACAAAAAGCAGCCGCAUCAAUUCUCUCCUUCUGAACAUUACACCGUACUCUUUAUCACAACCCAGUAGUUAAACAUAUUUCUUUAUUUACUGUUACUGGGAAAUGACCGUUACCAAGAGGGUUAGAGUGCAAGAUUUUUUUUUCUCACCUAAGGAAGUGCGUCGGUGGCCUCUCUAACUCUUCAAAGCCUCUCGAUCUUCAUCUGCCUUGUAACUUAAUUUUUAAGUCACCUGGCGUUUUUGUGCUAUUUUUUUUUUUCAGGUUUUUUAUGAGCCCCUGAAUAAGUUAAUUGGCUCAACCGAGGCUCCUUUGCUUCUUCUUUCGAACUGUUCGACCCAGAUUCAGCGCAGCCGACUUCAUCAACUGGGAUUUGCUUUGGGCAUAAGUCAAUGGAUUGAAAAUUUUCAUGAACAGGUCUCUGGGGAAGACGUUGGUUUCAGUCAAGUUCAAGAACAAAAGAGGCCGAUUGCUGUGGUGAAACCUGUACCAUCGUCUACUGAACAGACCAAUCAGCUACAGCUACCUGUAGCAGAGGUUAGUAAGAGGAUAAAAAAGGUGUCCAACAGAUCCUCAUUUCAUGAUUCCUCUCACGUUCACUGCCUUUACAACCUGUACUAUUUAUAUCCCCUCAGUGUUGCAAGCGACUAAUUUGGAAACAAGUACAAAGCGGUACCAUUAGAAAAAUAUAGCCGGGAGUCAAAAUCCAAAUUGCCCAGAAUUUCAAUUUCGGCUAAAAAAUACGAUUCUUUGUCGUCCAAGUGAAAGGGAGUUUAUGAUAAAGUACAGGACUGAAGUACUGUUUUUGUUCUUACAACAUCACAGGAUUCUCUACCUGCCCUGGAAAAUGUUAACGAUAUAACAGUUCACUCCGAAGAAGCAAGCAUUGAAGUUGAUGAUGAAGAAGAUGGUGUGUAGAUGUAUUGUCUUUCUUUUUUAUGUCUUUCUGUGCAACUGUUCUUUGCCUCCUUAGCUCAAGUAAGGGUCAGUCGAACCUCCCCGUUUAACAACUACCUGUCGAAAACGACCGCCUUUAUAACACAUCAAAAUAUUACAGUUAAGUAACCGCAUCUACUCUUUUGACAUGUGGUCUACGUUAACUGUAUGUAUAAUACAACUCAGAGUAUGCCAGGCACGUUUGAGGAUAACAGGAUACUGCUUGCAUUGUAACUAAGAAAAAACAUGAAAAUAAUCUAACGGGAGGUUCGAUUGUUUAAUCCAUACGUGAACACUUAACGUAAACGGAAAACACAGAGUCCGUCAGGAGGGUCUAUCCACGAUGGAGUUAGAAGUUGUUUAUAUUGUGCUGCGCAGUAAUGUUCUUGAGUUCAUAUGACUUUAUACCCAAUGUUUUAAGGUCUUUUACGAGUAUAGAUUAAGAAUUUCGCAAGUUACUCAAUAUCUAAACUCAAAAUGCUUUGAUUUUUCUAGCUGUAACUUUGAACGUUGACACGGAACAGUCACCAUCUGUUGCACUUGGCACUGAAAAUGAAGACGAGUGCAGGGCAGUAAUCGAGCAGAUUCGCCGAGAAGAGUUUGGAAUUGGUCUUGAACUUGGAGAGGAGGAAUCCAAACUUGUCCAGCGACAAAGGGAGCGAGAAGGGCGUGGUUUACAUCGUCUCUCGACAGAGCUUUACUCAAGAGAUACACACUUUGUUUUGGAGCUUGUACAAAAUGCAGAUGAUAAUUCCUAUCCUGAAAACAUCUCUGAUACGGGAUACCCGUCCCUUGUAUUUGUUCUCGAGCGAGAUAAGAUCGUGGUCCUAAACAACGAAGUUGGAUUCGUGGAGAACAAUAUUCGAGCGUUGUGUGAUGUUGGAAGAAGUACAAAAGGGGCUCAUCGCUAUGGAUACAUAGGUGUGCUGUUUUUUUAUAUGAAAGGAAAAAUACCAAAGCUUAAGUUUAUCCUUAAAAUAAAAAGUUUUAAAGAGAAGUAUUCUGAUCGGUUUAAUAACACACAGUUUGUAAAACUUACGGCUCUCCUCGUGUCUCUAACGAGGUAAGAUGCCUCUACUUUUUUUAUUAAACUAAACGCAAUUUAACGAGCCAAAACCUCAAUGUUUCUCCGUAGGGCAAAAAGGCAUCGGAUUUAAAUCAGUAUUUCGAGUCAGUGAUUGUCCAGAGAUCCAUUCCAAUGGUUUUCACAUUCGUUUUGACGCCAAGAGUGGUUCUAUUGGAUACAUACUUCCGCAAUGGAUUGAACAGGAAUGCCAAGAAAAGCAGACGUGUGAUGACAGAGAUGAAAAUACACCGGACAGCAGUCUCCAUGAAGAUACUGACGCUGCAAGAGCUGAGUAUGCCAGGUACACUGAUUUUAAUCUCCUCUUUCGUUAAAGUCGCAUUUAUCUCGUUUACCUCGUUUUUUCUUUUCUUUUUUUUUUCGGAAAUCAGAUGGUCUACUUGCAUUGUCCUUCCAUUGAAAGAGCAGCAUCAAGGGAUAGAAAAGACUUCAUUAGCUGCUCGGUUCCGUGAUGUUCAUCCAUCACUACUGCUUUUUCUCCAUCGUUUGAGAUCAAUUAGCAUACAAGACAAGGUAAUAACAAUAUUGGCAGUAGACCGUAAGCAAGGUAUUAACAAUAUUGGCGGUAUACCGCAAGGGGCCAGCCAUGAGUAAUAACUUGAUAAUAAUGCAAAUUUCAAAAAGUAUUGACAUGAACAUAACAAGAAUCAUUUUCAACGUUCAAUUUCCCUCUUUUUUUUUUUUUUACAGGUAAACAACAUUUGCCGUGAUAUGAUUAGGAAAGAUUUAAGUGAUAACAUUAUGGAAAUAUCUCACAGUCGUGGUACAGACCGCUGGUUAGUUUUAAAGAAACAGCUGGAUGCAUCACAUGUAAGAAGCCCGCAAACCUUGCUGAGUUAUUUGCUCCUUUAGUUCCUUAUCAUUUUGUCCGGCUGUAUUGCGAUGUUUGUCCAUACGGUCCAUUGCUUUCGUGGUGCGAAUGAAAGAAUCCUUCAUUGCUAGUCGUUCAUGACCUCUUUUAUUUUGUUUUCAGAUGAAAGAAGACGUUGAGAUGACGGAGCUGGCUCUGGGUUUUCCGCUUUUCGAUGAGCAAAACUUAAGUUCAGGAAGAAGACACCAGGUAUAUUUGAUCCCAUUCUUGAUACUGAUCAACCUUGACAAGGCUGGUGGUAACAGUGAUUUUCCAAGCUAUUCAAAAAUCAUAGUUUUGAAGUAAACAGUUUAUCAUGAGUUGAUUUAAAUCUUCAUUCAGCUAACACCUGUUAGUAUUGCAGUUCCUUUGAAAGCAGUGGUCAGUUCUAUUUCAAACUUGCGUGAUCAUUUAAGACGUAUAAGACAUUAACAGUAUCAUCUUGUCUAGACAGCACAUACGUUUUCUCGUUAUAAACAACUUCUAGACAUAAGUUUUAUUUUUGCAAUCGACGUGCUUGUUAAGAAUAUGUAAGAGCUUUAGGCUAUUUAUCUGUCACAUCUGGUGUCAUUUUGCAGAAGUUGCCGCAGCAGCACGUGUUUGCUUAUCUCCCGCUCCGAAGCUAUGGGUUUCGGUUCAUCAUUCAAGGUGACUUUGAAGUGCCUUCAUCCAGGGAAGACGUUGACAAAGAUAAAUCUUGGAACCAGUGGCUAAGAGAGGAGAUUCCUCAACUCUUUGUUGACGCUUUAUCCAUUUUUAUGGUAGGUACUCAAAUUAUAUUUUUCUUCUAAUGGAAUAUCGGCUUGUUUCCUUUUGUUUGUUGAAUCUGCCUUUAAGAUACUUCGCUUCCUUGCGCCAUCCCCUCCUUUGCAUCACUGACCUUCGCUUUAUUUCGAUUAUCGCAGCCAAGACUUGUUUACGUCAAUCUACGAGCAACCGUUUGUCUAUGAAUAGGGCCCAAAACUGAGAUCCGCAUUUUGUACAAUGGAGCAGUUUUUUUAAACUACACAUGCCCAUCCCCUUCCCCAACCUUACAUACAAGGUUCAACCUGUGUCUUUUCCAGACAUUCAACAUUGUACAGGGAGGAAGGGUGGGACCCCAAAGCAUUUGAUAAAUAAUAGCACUGCUUUAGGAAGUUAUUCUAAAACAAAUGGCAUGAAUGUCCCAGGGUCUUUUUGUCCAGGAUUGUCUGAACUUUUGGUCGUGCUCGUUUUGUAUUUUUCUACGCUCUCUUAGCAUCGUGGACACAAGCAGUGAAACAUACGGGAUUUCGACCACCUUAAAAACAGCGUCAUAAGUUACUUGCACAGCCAUUCCCAAAAAUGGCUAGUACGAGCCCAGUGCCCCAUGAGCAAGAGGAGAGUAAGCGGCCAGACUAUAAACCAACAAUCUGAGAAAAAUGGACGUUACCAUGUCUAGUUUCAAGAUAAAGCUUUUGAAAGCACUGACAACCAUAAAUACUCACCCUUCCCCCCAAAAAAACAAUGUUGAAGUCCAGCUGGAUCAUUUUUGAUCCCGACUAAACAACUUUGAUGAGGGAGGGGCCGUAGCGGUACCAUACCCGCGGGAUAGGCGUUCAGUGGGUAAGAAAGUGCAAAAUUCUCAACACUUUUUGACCACAAUUGAAGGUCUUUAACAAGUCAAGCUGAUGGUUAUGCUUACUGUUAUGCUUGUUAAGACCUUGUCGGAGUCGGAGAAGCCUCAUGGAAUGAAACCUUUUUUAACUUCUUCAAAGAGAAAAGACUCGGAGCAAGGCAAAGAAACAUUUUAGGAGUUUCAACAGAAGUUUCAAACGUUGCGCCCUGCUGGAGCAGUUCUUGAGUUGAAAAUGAAAGCUCAACUAGCGGUUAAAACCAAAAAAGGGCGCACUGAAAGGUAAUCGCAAUCCUUAAAUAAAGCUAUCAGGUACCUAUAAAAGCGUCGAAGAAAUAUAACAUAAAUAUCCUGAACGUAGUGCUUGGACUCUGUAAUCCGUUUUCUUUGCUUGAUAAACUUCUCUGAGCCGUUGUUUUGUUAACUUUUAUUGACCGUCAUGUGCGCGCAGCGUUCGUAAGACGUACCUAUUCCGUGUAAGAUGGCGAGCGUGUCCAGUGCAGUGCCUAGUCUCCGCGCGACGUGCAAGAGGUCUAUUCAAGGAAAAGCAGAUUAAAAUAUCCAUGGUACUUUUCGAGCAUCUGCGGAACGAAAGAUCCGCCGGUGUCCCCUUUGUGUUUAGGAAUGGGCCUGUUUCUGGCCCACGGAAGUAUAUUGGCAAAGUCAAUAAAAUAAAACAAAAAAAAAUAAGCACAACACAAUGCAAAGUCAGGAUCGAUUUUAUUAUUCUGUUUCAGGAACACUCAUCCUUUUCAAGACUGUCAUGCGCGGCUACAUACUUCCAAUUUAUACCUCUUGAAGAAGAAAUCUUAGGUUUCUUCACACCUGUCGCUAAGCAGAUAUUAACUCUCCUUCAAGGCAAGCCCUGCAUUCCAGCGACAUUGGCCAGUCCAGAAGCCGAACAACCACAGAAUGUACAGAAUAGCUACGAGUGGGUCCUUCCUUGCGAGGCAAUUUUUUGUGAUGACCCUAUAGUACAACAAGUUGUCAGUGCCUCUAAACUCAAGGAACACUUGGGAUUACGGUACCUUCAUCCAGGUAUAUCAGCAGCCCUUAAUCCAACCCUAAGAUCACGACUUGGAAUUGAGACGCUAUCAAGCAAGCACUUGAUUGAAAUCGGCAAGGAGGAGGUGAAGAAACUUUCCCUCAACAGCGAUUUGGCCAUAUCCGAUGGCGGCGAACGCAAAACCGAUGUUGGGAAGAUAGCUUGGUUGGCUCAGUGGUUACAGUGUAUGUACAGAAGUCUUGAUCAGGAGCGAAACAGCAGUGAAGACAUGUUGGAUAUGAUCGGUUCUCUUACUGUUAUCCCCUUAACAGAUGGAACUUUCGUUGAUCUUAAGGGAGAUUGUGUUUUUCUGCCGUUGUCAAUGAAGCUCGCAGGGGAAGCAGCCUCUAAGAAAAAGAAAAGUUCUAGUAAGUGGAGAAAACUUGUAAUUUGUGUUUGUUAAGUAUUCUUCAAUUACUCUUCUAGGUUUAUUGGGUAUCCAACCUAGUGUCCACGUUAUCAGCCACGUUUGUCUUGUAUGCUCUUGUGUUUGAUACAGAAAAGUAGGUAGUCUUCCUGGGUUUUAGAACUAGGAACACCGUUGAAGGUUUUUAAUAAAUGGGGAAAUUUUAUAGGUUGAGUGUGGGGCCCUAUAAGCCUUACUAACAAACGGGGAAAAGACCUACUGCGGAUAUAAUCCUUUGUAUCGCUUCUUAUUCGUUAAUACUCAUGAUGAACAAGUUACUUUUACAUUGUUCAGAAUAUAAGAUUUAACUAUUACAUUGCUUUCGUUUUAGGUGCAAAAUCUAAUGAGCAGACUUACUUUAGUGUUCUUGAGAGAGAUCUGUCCACUGUGCAUCCAGCUUUGUUUUCUUCACUUGAUGAUAUUGGUCGCAGUCAGGUAGAACAAUUGUUACGCCGCCUGGGUGUCAAGAGUUGGAGUGCAAGAGAUCUCAUCAACAGUCACAUACUACCGACUUUAAAGUCUGACAAGUGGAAGGUACGUGAACUAAUUUAGUUUGUUAAUCACUGCGUUCUCUUUCUUCAGUAAAAUCUAUUACUACAAUUUUUUUUCUGCAACAUAAGAGAGAAGAGAUUCCUUGUAUUCGUUUUACUUUAAGUAAUAGAGCAGCUUUAAACCUAUAUUCUAACAUGUUGUCACUUUGAUUGGGUUGUUCGUUUUGCGAUAGGUUACGAAUUUCUUGGCUUUUGCAUGACGCGGCAUUUUUAUGGUUUCCGAUAGAGCUGUCGUGUAGUUUAAAAAUGUGACUUAUAUUUUGGGGAGAAUUUGACAUCUAAUAGUCCUUCUGUUAGAAAAUGUAUUACUCUAAUGUUGUUGAGUUUCUCAAGGGAUGAAUUCACGCUAUUUUAACAAACCUCAGCACCAUUUGGAUGAAAACCAACAUGGCGCCUCCCCCUCGGUCGCACUUCCCAAUUUCCCUAACCUAUUUUCACUGUUAGAAUAACCACGGAUUUUGCCUGCGUGCCAUGCUGGUAUCCUCGUGGCACCCACAGGGCAUUACAGACAAUCAUGUGGAAGCCUGUUUAAGCCAGCUAUCCUGUGAUUUCAGUCUGUUUUGCCAAGUAACGCCGUUCUUAGCCGGGUUAUAAUUUUUGAGUGAGUUUCUUUUCGCGUCGCCGAAGCCCGCGACUUGGCAAAGUUUUUCGUCGUCAGUUCGGACUUAGAAAGAGUCUCGUGGUGUGUUGGACCUUGGAAAGAGUUUGUUUGUAUGUCACAUUUUUUUGCUGUUGUGUUUUUUGGUUGGGCCUUUUUCCCUUCCUGCCCCUGCCGUGACCAGAAGGCAAAUCUUAACCACUCCCUAUAACCCGUCUCAGGAUAGGUUCCUGGUCCGGUCGGGCUAGCGAACGGGUGUUGCCCUUUCUAAUGUAUUUUUUUACGUUGUUUUGUUUUGUUGUUGUUGUUGUUGUUUACGGAUGUGCGUGUGGGCACAUCCAUAUCAGGUUACCUAUCCCCCUCUUUCUUUUCUUUUAAUAAUAAUAAUAAUAAUAAUAAUAAUAAUAAUAAUAAUAAUAAAAACAACAACAACAACAACAACAACAACAACAACACAUUCAACCAGGGUAAACCCGUCAGCGGAAGCUGUUAUAAAUGGGUGCCCUAAGCAACUAAAAAACUAACAAUUAAAGGGAAAAAAUAACUAUAACAGAUCGACUAUCAGAAAAAUGUAAAAACUAUGUACAAUGUUGGUGGAUAAAAAUUAAGAAAUAUAUAACUACAUAAAUUAAGACUCUAAAAAACUCCAAAAGAUUUACCAGAAAUCUAAAAAAUAAUAUCAUUAAGCUGUGUUUUAAAAAUCACUAUGGAGUCAUAGAUGCGCUGGCAAGUUAUUGAAAUCCUGGGUACCAGUAUAAAAUGUUCCUUUCUUGGUAGAUUCUGUACGGACUUUAGGAAUUAAAAUAUCUAAACCAUUACACCUAGUGGAAUAAACGUGUGAAGACUUAAUAAAAUAACACUUAAAAAGAUCUGGAGCAAUGUCAUGGAGACACUUCAAAACAAAAGUUAAAUUGUGCAUAGUAGAACUCGCCGUAAGGGACUUCCAACGUAAUUGGCGUAACAGUUGAUGGUGACUAAGAGUGCUAUCCUUCUGAAAAAUUAUUGCAGCCCUCGUUUGAAUUUGUUCUAAAGAAUUAUAUCUAGAAGGAGCUAAGGUGUUCCAAAGAAAAUCGCAAUAAUCUAACUUGGGAAGUAUCAUGGUUGUAAAGACUCUUUCCACUGCAUAGACCGUCAAGUUAUUCCUCCUUUUCUCAGUUUCGAUUGUUUUAGAGCUGAUCACGGUGGCAAAAUAUCUCUUCCCGUAACUUAGUUUCGCGAAGACAGUAAGUGGUUCUUCUGACAGUGAAAAUAAAUCAUUAUUUUGCUCCGGAGACAGUAACACUGAUCCAAACAGAAAAAUGCUUAACUGUCUUGCUGUGGAAACCACAAAAACAAACGGGGCUUUCUGUACAACCUAUUUUAAAAAGAUAAUAGUUAAGCGCACAAGUGACAAAACGUGGAAAAUUGCAUUAAAUCUAUCAAUAGCAAAAUCAUAAGUAGCGUUAUAACUAGGCACAUUGUAAAAGGAAGAUAAAGCUUGUUUAAAAGAACCAAUGGAUUUGAGACAACGUAUAUCAAUACUAAUGUCAUUCCACAAGGUAGUAGUACAGGGAAAACAGAUCUUUUAAAACGCUCAGUGUGGCUAGCGAGAAGAUGAUGCCAUUCGUAGGGAGUAAUUUGUUCAGUUUCACUAACUUGUAAGGGUAAUAAAUCAACAAAAAACUGGGACAAAGAUUAUUAACGAUCUUAAAAUAUAACAGCAGUUCAUGAGUGGCUUUUCUUGUUUUGAGAUCUUCCCACCUAAUUUCUUUCCUGCCUCAUAUUGCUCAUGCUCGAGGAGAUCGCUCUCACUUUCAGUUCACCCAUCCCAUAACACAUCCGCGUAUUCCAGUAGAGGACGCGCCAAGUAGUCCUCUCAACCUUUUACUCUAUACCUUUCAGCUUAUUAAGUCUCUUAGAGGCUUUCUCAUAAAUCUUAAAGAUAUGGGCUCUCCAAGAAAGGUUGUUGCAAAGAACAACACCUAGAUGCGUAUUUUGUGAGACUUCGAUAAUUUUUGCGUCACUGUAAAGUAAAUUCGGGUGAAGUGGCUUCAUUCGUGUUACUGAGAAGGUCAUACAAUCAGUCUUCGUGGGGUUGAUAGUAACAAGCCAUUUCCGAGCCCAGUCUUUGAUCUCAGAAGUAUCAUUAUUAAGUUUUAGCGAAGAAGUGAUUGCGUCAUCUACAAUGUCAAAAAGAGAGGUGUCAUCAGCAAAAGGCAAUCAGAUUUAAGUUUCUCGGUAACGUCGUUAAUAUAAAUUAAGAAUAACAAUGGACCAAGCACAGAUCCUUGAGGUACAUCAGCGGAGACAUUGCUUCAGUUCGACGACUGUCCAUCAAUAACCACUCGUUGCUUGCGAUGAGAGGGCUAAUUCGUUAGCCAAUCUAGAAGAGGGUCUCUGUUGCCGAUUGAUUUCAAUUUGAACAGAAGACCCUUGUACCACACUCUAUCGAAAGCUUUGCUAAUAUCAAGAUAAACCAUUCUGACUUCUUUGCCGCGUUUGAAUGCUUCGUUAAUUUUGUGUACUAUGUAAACCAACUGACUGACUGUUGAAUCCCCUGGACGAAAACCUGACUGCAGCGGAUUAAGAAAAUUAAUAUCCAACAGGAAAUUGUACAAUCUGGUAAACACGACCUUUUCAAUUAUUUUAGAAAAGGCACUUAAUAUUGAAACAGGACGAUAAUUUGAUUUCAUUUAACGGUCCUCCUUUUUGAAUAUUGGAGUGACAUUAGCUUGUUUCCAAUCAUCAGGAAAUGCUCCGGUCGUAAAAACCUUUGUUAUGCCGUCAUCACAAAUUUUAAUCAUUUUGUUAAUUAUACCAUCAGGACCAAAUGCUUUGUUAAUGUUGACACUGCUGAGUAAAACGUUAAUUUCCCGUUCAGAAGUUACAACAUUCGACAAAAUUCGAGAAGUUAGAAUAUAAUCAAAAUCAGCAGGAACAAAAGAACUCAUUCAGUAAUUCUGUUUUGUCCUUUGCAUCGCAAAUCAUGGUUGGGCCCUCAACUAAAGUAGGUACUGUAGCAUGUGAGUUAACAAUGCCCCACCACUAUUAAGAACUUCUAGCCGCGUUAUAAUUUUUGAUCCUUCCACCUCCCCUUCGGCGAUGCGGCGUAUCCCCCUGUCCGUUGUCUGCCUUACGACCCUCUGCCUUUUCAAAAGCUAGCUUCCCAUAACUUAGUUUCGCAAAGACAGUAAGUGGUUGUUCUGAAAGUGAAAAUGGUGUACUAUCCGAUUAUCAAUCCCGCUCUGUAAUGUUAUAACAGCAAAUCCGCCAUGGUGGUCAUCUAAUGUUUUGAACUUUGGUGCUUUGCAGACGAAGGCGAAGGAAGUCUUGAGAAGCUAUCUUGUUUACAUCCUUGAGCAGCGUUUGAGUGAUCCCUCAGUGUGUGACAUCAAUGAACUGAGAUCAUGUGUGCAGAUUUGGACCAACAAGGGCCCUGUUAACCCAACCAAUAAUUCCAUUUACUUUACAAAAAAGUUUGGAAACACCAUUGAUCUUGCUCGUCAGCUUUCCAGUAAGAAUUUUUUUCUAUUUCCCUUUUUGAUCAGUCAUUUCGAUUUCUUUAAUCUUUUAUCUUUCUUACCUUGUUUACCAAUUUAUGGCAUGGAAUUAUGGAAUUGUUGUUGCAUCACCAUUACUUCUUCUCUAUCUAGUUGAAUUUCAUUUUCUCUUAAAUGUGAAAAACGGUGGUAAAGAAAUUUUCACUUGUUCUUUUGAAACGUCGCUUUGUGGCCGUAGAAAUGUUUAUGUACGUUAAUUUACAGGUAUUUCCUGGACUCUUAUCGACGAAUCAUACUUGGACUCAUGUACAGGAUCUAAAGCUCGUAUCAUCGACUGGAAAGCUUUCCUCUCUGAGCUUGGAGUUCAACAUUGUCUUGCCAUUAAAAGGAAGCAAGUGAAACUUCACAGAAACAACAUGGUGAGAUUCCUGUUACACCCGGUUAAAACUAGGGAGAGAUAUUAAGUGGAUAUCUUUUGUCUCAUCUUUUAAGAGUGACGGUGAGGAAAAAUCGAGCAAAAUCUUAAUUUCUAUUAGGUACAUAAGAAACCUGAUGUAGAUUGUUCCCGCCAAAAGCGUUUUAUUUUUUGGAAAAGUUAGAAAAUCGGUUUUUGAUGUCUGAGUCUCCAAAUUGCCCAAUUUUUAACCUGAAAUUCGCUAACAUCGAAUUUCUUUGCGUUCGCAAACAAAGCCGCAUGGAGAAAUUUGGAAACUUUCAAUGAACAGAACGAUUGUUUUUCUUUCACUAGAAGAUACUUGCAGGGCAAUUGCGAGGCUCGUCGUACUGAAAUAAUUCGAAAAUGAGGGAUAGGUUUUAAUGAUAACAAUAACUUAUUUCGUUACUCGUUUUCGACAGCAAUUUGUAACAAGUGGUACAUCUUCAAACUCUCUUCGUGCUAUUUUCAAAUCACUUAUUUAGACAUUCAUCUAGAAAAUACCUGGAAAUUGGUUUGGGUUGUUGAAGGAAAUCUCUGUAAGACGCCGCGAAGUUCAGAAAGUUUCAUGGUAGGCCAGCGGUAAUUGUGUAAACACUACAAAUUUCGAAACGCACAAAAGUAUAUAUUUGAACCCUAAAGGUUCGUUUUUUGUACUUCUUGUAGGUUUCCCCAUUGCAAAGUUGCUUUAGGUAAAAAGGUCAAACUGGGUCAAUUUUAGCCAUUUUGAAUCACUGAACUCAACCAGCAGGCGACUCUGCGUGACAAUCUGUUCCCUGACUGCACCUGACAAAACGUACGUACACCUGUAAUUGAAUUGACGCAGACACCGAGUCGGUGCCUUCAAAAUGACAGUCACGGAGUCACGGUAGUAACGCAAUGCAAUUCUUGGAAACGUAACAUUUCUACGCCGACAGUAUUUUGAAUAAGAAAAAUUAAACGCGCUAGCGUUAUGGUACUCACUUUUUGUAGAGAAAUAAGGCCUUCCACAGCGGUAAUUCGCUAAGGAUGACGGAGAAAGAAGAUUUUUGCUUUGUUAUAUUUCGAAACGAAGAAACUUGGAGCCUUUAAAUAAGUUAUUUUGGUCACGCUUCACUAUAUUUGCCGGACUUGGAUGCUUCCAUUUGGAGGUUGCCUUCAAGAACCCAAGCCAAUUCUCAGGUAUGUUUUAAAUGAAUGUCUAAAUGUGUGAUAAGGCGAGAGCUAAGAAAAUUUGGAGUGAUACCACAUGAAGAAUAAUGCCGCUGAAAGCAACUACUAUUAGUUAUGCCAGUUCAGCGAGUCUCGCUAAUGCUUUGGAAGUAUCUUCUAGUGAAGAAAAAAGUUGAUGGAAAGCGUCCAAAUUUCUUUAUUUACAUAAGUGAUAUACCUAGCAGCUCUGAUAAAUUGAAGUUCUACUUAUUUGCUGAUAAUACCAAUUUGGUAUCUGCUGACAAAGAUCUCAAAUCGCUUGAAUCUAUAUUUAAUGCAGAAAUUUCUAGGGUUUAUAAUUGGCUGAUCGCAAAUAAAUUAUCGCUAAAUAUAAAGAAAUCUGACUUUGUCGUUUCUAGACCAAACAAAAAAAGUUAAAUCGCCAAGUCAACUUGAAAGUAUUUGACCAUCAUAACAACUCGUACAUUUCUUUAGAAUGCAACAAUCAUUUUAAAUAUCUAGGUGUACUUAUUAGUCUCGCUUGCGUAAGCAGCGAGACUCAUAAUCUGCAAUGCGUUUUUCUUCGCAUUUAGGACACAAAAGGGGAGACAUUGUGCUAGGCAUUCCUGGCGGAGACAGUGCAAACUGGAACUAAGAAUCGUUGCGUGACUGAAGCCACGCAUGUUUUGCGAAGAAAGCUUAGGAAAUAUUAAAUGUAGAGCUUUUCCGAAACGUGUCGGUCCACGAAUUCUAUCGCUUGAAAGCGUUGAUUACUUUGGAACAAGUGAACACUACUGAGUGGUCGAAAAAAAGAUAUAAAUCUUAAUUAGCAAAAUUGCGAUGGUCGGGUGUUGUAAAUUUUCACUGUAUGCAAAUGGGUCUUUUGAUGAGCAUGCGGCUUAUUUUUGGCGAUGAUUGAAAUGACUUGCCAUGUAAAUCACUUUUUUGAUCUCUGGCAAUGAUGUAAUUUCUCUGGAAUCGAGGCCGUUGAAUUUUCGUGUAUUUAUACACGCUAUAGCCUGCGACCGCAGACGUAUUUCCGGUCGUCGCACGCGUACUAAAUCAAUUCAGAAACAAAUAAAAAGUGUCGACGUCGAUCAAGUAGGAAGUAAAGAACCCUCAGCGAGUAAAUGCUGUUUCGUGUAGAAUUAAUCGCGUCCUCUUUUCUCGAUCUAAUCUCCAAGCAAGCGAAAUUGAGACUCGUUGUAAGAGCGUUCUUGUCAAUGAAACUCUUUCCUGGAAAUACCAUAUCGCCCACGUCGCUUCAAAUUAUUAUAUUACACUUUGUACCCCUGAAUACUUUACACCACAUAUACAUAUCUCUUAUCCAGCCCUACUUAUUGUAUGGCAUAGUCACUGGGGACUAAGCUGCUAAAACUGUACAAAAACAAAAUUCUUAUACUUCUAAAACACGCCCUCCGCCUCAAGUUCUUCGGUGAUUACAAUUCUCAUGCAGUACCUUAUUUUGUCUCCUCUAGCUUUCUUCCUUUAGAUCUACUCUACUGACUUUGCUACUUUUUCUACUGACUAUUCUAAUGCAUGAUAUAUCUAACAGCUUUACACCUACUAACACACCUAACUUAUUUGCUUCCCAACCUAAUAUUCAUUCGUAUAGUACAGGAUCAUCUUCAAGAGAUGAUUAUGACGUGAAACACUCAAGAUUACACAAACAAAGUCUUUUUCAAGAUAUGGUGUAAAAAAUCUGAAAUAGUCUACCAUAUGAAAUACGUCAAAUGUCCAAAAAUAAUUUUAAAAUCAAUGUUGACGACACUUCACUCCGAAUAAUUUCAGAAGAAAAUGAUUAUAUUGAUUUACCCGACCAAGAGCCAUAAUAGGAUUAUGAUCUCUUGACCCGACUUAAUAACAAAAAAUUCCUGAAAACUCGGCUUCUUCUAUUUGCAAUAUACAUGAUUGUAAACUUAAUUGAAUUGAAUUUAUUUUUUAUUUAGUUAACAUUUUUUACCCUUUUCUCUAGUCUUGCUUGUGAGCUAUUUGUAUAUAAAUAAUGUAGUGUAACCACUGCUCGCCUCGACUUGCUAAUCUGCUAAGUACGGGCAGUGGAUAUUGCUUGCUGUAAAAUUUGGAAUAAUUAAUAAACAGUUGAAAGUAAGGCCAAUUUGAGCCUCCGACCACGGAAACGGAUAUUCUUACUUUUCUCGACAAUAAAAGGCUUUUUGGGAGAAAAAUUUAUAUCAGAUUACUUAUCUACCUAAAAGCUAUAUUUGGACGAAAAAAGUGAAAGAAAUCGAUUUUUUCAACUCGUGCCACUCGAUGUUCGAUAUUUCCUGACCGUCGGACUUAAUCACAAAAAAGGAAAAGUAUAUGUAUUAUUACCCCAUGCCAUAGAGAUUACAGCCACCAAAAUACGUCUAAAAGCUCGUGUGUAUUCAUACUUAAAAGGAUAAGUCACUCAUAGAAUAUUUCAAGGUAUGCCACCCGAUCGCAUUGCUUGACUUGUAUGGCCGGGUAGGGUUAAUUUAAUCGUGGAGCACUUCAAUAUCCUUAACACAUAGAGACUAAGGCUUAUUACUUGAUUUCUUAUAUAAUAUGUAAUUUUGGAAACCACUUUCAAAGCUAUCAUAAUCUGAAAUCGACUCACUUCAGUGAUAACUGGUAAGUAAUUUUGCAAAAUGCUUGACUACGGUUUUUAUUGUAAAGUAGGAGUCAAGGAAAUCAAAUUUUACUUCAUACUUUUCAUUGGUAGGAGAUCAUUCUCACCCUUUUCCACCUUUUUAGGCACAAACUCCCUGGGCGUCCAACGAAGCAGUUUGGCAAACAACUCCAGACGGUUGUUACGUCGUCGAGGACUGCGCUUGCGAAGAAUUUGAAGAAUUUCUGAGCAAGAUUGCUGAACCGACUGCUGACCGUCAAAGCAUCUAUCGUCAAUCCACUAUUCUGGCGCAGUGGAUCGACGAACGCUGGGAUAGCGAGUAUUCACAGUACGCAGAUGCCUUGGUACGCGUCAAAGAUAGCAAUGACCAUAUUCUCGGAGAAACUCGUUCAUCCUUCUAUUUAAAUCUUGUUUUGAAUCCAUGGAUGUCAGCCAGCGAUGGGCAAACAAUUUACAUACCGAGAGACCUUUUCAUCUGGAAUGAAGCGGUUGGCAGGCUACUGGAGGAUCACGUGAAGUAUUUAGCGGCUGAUUUAAAAAACAGUAGAUUUGUUAAGACCUUGCAAAUUCAUGAAUCAGUUAAUGUGGAUGGUAUGAUAAGCGAGAUGAAGAAGUGGUCCACUGCUUCAAGCGUAACUAACAAAGAAUCCCCAACAAAAGAGUUUACCACAUCACUGGCACACAUGAGUGAAGUCUACUCUUUCUUGUACAACAAAAUGGUGCAAAACGAGGAACAGAGAAAGAAAGUGUGCGAUGCAUUUCUUAAAAAUGCAUUGGUGUUUGUCCCGUUUCGGUCGGCGUCGACUUCAUGCAUUAAACCUCAACUAAAGCAUAAGUUACCUGGCUCGUUUCACGUUUUGAAGGAUGUCUGCUGGCGAGACCCGACUGAGGUAGCUUUAAAGCUACUCAGGGACCACGGCAAAGUAACAACAAAGCAUCUGCUGGAGGGAUUUUACCACAGUUUGUCCAAGGCUUCUGGCCAGCAAAGUCUUGCAACUUUCUUCGUCGAUCAACUCAAAGUGGACGAAACACCCAAUGUGGAUGAGUACCUUGAGAUGGCAUCAACUGUUGCUGAACUUGCUGGUUUGCCUUCUCCGUUGCCGUUGAAUGACAUGUUGAAAGUAUUUGCCAUUUUAGGUAGGAAAUGUAUUGCACGUGGCCACAGAGAUAGCGUACCUAUAGAAAGCGAAGUUGACGUAAAUAUGGCGUCGUUUAUCAGACAGUCCUUGGAUACCAGUCUCAAAUGCAUUUUUCCUUCUUCGGGGAAAUGGGUUUCACUUUCAGAUAAGCCUCUUCUACUCGACAACAAGUCUCUCGGCAAAAUUUUUCAGAAGGAAAGUGGCGUUCACUUCAUCGACCUCGGCGAUUUUUUUCAAGAUCCAAGGAAGCGUUCCACCGUGGAAAAUCGUAAGUUUGUGAACGAAAAAGAAGAAAUGAAGCACAAUGUUUUCCUGUUUUUGAAAGCUUGUGACAUACAGCGGUUAAGUGAAUGCGUAAAGAGAGAUUUUACCCCCACAUUAGUAAAGUACCAAUGUGUGCCUCUACAGAAGUAUAUUCAUCAGAUGAUACCACCGGUGCAACGUUUUCUGUAUUUCAAAAAACAACCAGUGUAUGAAGAACUGAAAAAUGAGAAAUUCGCAGAAAAACUGCAACAAAUGCAGUUUGCUUCGGUGGGAAAACUGGAAACAGUUUAUUCACUUAGUACUCACCCCGAUAUUCAUAUUGUAAUUGAAGAAAAGUCUGGAGUCCAGCCUGUGGGUUCCAGCUUCUGUUUUUAUGUAGCAGAAGAGCACCAGGAAAAUUAUGAUGUCUUGAAUGGUGAAAUGGUGAAACUGCUACGAGUGAAGAGGCAGGACUCCUCGGACCUCAGAAACUUCCUGGUUGCUGUGAAGAAUUACAGUGGUGGCGACUUUGAGUUCUUUUUAGAAGAAGUCCAAGGCUUAGAACCUUUACCCGAUGAAGAAGAACCUUGGUGUGUGCCCCCUCCUCAAGUACUGGAAGAAGUUGUACAAGAAGCUUCGAAAGACGUAGUUCCGAGUCUUAACGCAAAUAUUUCAUUGCCAAACCGAGUUGGCGAUGAUGGUCUUCAUUCCUGGCCUCCAAAGUCCUCCGCACAAUUUGACAAGACCUUAAAGCGUGAAGCAGAAUUGAAUAGCGACAGUACUCUUAAGAUGUGGCCACCCCCAGCGCCUCCUGAUUCUGUGAAGAAAUCUUUGGAGGAGAAAGUCCAAAUCCAAGGACGACCAAUUCAGCCUUUAGUUGAUACGGAAAGACCAAACGAUCGAGAAGGUACGAGAGAACCAGAUGACAGGACGGAGGUCAUGCCUCGGCGAAACAGUAAGACUCUAAUCAUGGAAGCAGCAAAGAGGGAAGAGAAUUAUCAAACUUCCUCACUGAAUGAUCCAAAUCCUGUGAAAGGUAAUGAUGUUACUUUAGAAAGAGUUGCAAACGAUUCGCUUUGUGAUGAAAAAACGGAAAGUGUGCAGGAUGUGUUGCCUUUGGGAGCACAAUCUCCACCAAAUCCUGAACGGAUCUGUACCCUGCCAGUCCCCGCAUGUGAUGCAAGGCAAACCUCACCCCCUCGCGCUUAUCUCAGUUUCAACGAAGAGGCAACCGAAAUAGACUACGAUGAUCUCUCCUUGAAUGAUGGCGACCUUAAAGUCUUGAAUGGUAUACAACUUGGUGAGAACCCAAACAGCGAAGAAGUCGGUCGAUGGGGAGAAGGAUGUGUUUAUGAGUUUCUUCUCAAGCAAGUCAAAGUCUUUCCUUCAGCUGAAAAUGUGGAUAUUAUUUGGUUGAACGAGGAAGCUAACACUACUGCACCUUACGAUAUUGAGAUUCGACGACAUAUUACCGGAGUAAACCAAGAGGCCGAAUCUAAGACCGUUAUCACCUAUAUCGAGGUCAAGACGACGUCCUCUGAUCAGAAGGAAUUUUUUGAAAUUUCUGUUCCAGAGUUGCGGUUUGCGUUGGAGAAAAAAGAAGCGCUUCAUUUGUAUCGCGUUUUUAACGCUGGAAAACCAGGAUGCUUGCGAAUCCGUCGCCUAAAAAAUCUUGCCUCUCAUCUGGAAAAGAAAAAUGUUAAACUGUUCAUGGUAAUCUGA